AUGGCAGAUGCUGACACCUCACAGGUUUGGCUAGACGUUUCCACGGUUGAGGAGAUCAUCGAAUACAUCAUCAGCGCUCGCCACCGUGGCAGCGAGUCGAUUCUUAGCUUCCAGUGGCAGGCAGACAGACUCGACCAUCUUUUUGAACAACUGGACACCCGACUGAUCGCACUUGACGAAAGAAAAAUCCGCCGAUUCGAGUACGACUACGAAUCUAGUACCGUACAUAUCGACAUCAUGGGCGAAUCCGAGUUCCAUUAUCAGGUUCAAGCUGGCCUUCGAGACUACAUCAAAAACCGUCUUGCAGAGCGUAUUGCCACCACGGAUGAUCCCACGAUUCGCCGCCUAAUGCAGUCUAUCGAAGAGAGGGGUACCUUUAACAUUCUAUACGAAAGGAAAAUCCAUAAACAAGCCGAUGUUUCGCUCGGCCAGGCGGGCGCCCUGCCAUCUUUGGUUUGCGAGGUCUCGUAGAGCGAGCCACGGAAACAUGUGGAAAGGAAGGCGCGCCAAUACAUCAACUGCUCAGACGGCAAGAUCCGAGUCGCUCUGAUCCUUGAUCUUCAAUAUCCCCAUAUGAAAAAGGCGUGGGUUAGUCUGCUGGUAGCGGGCAGUCCAAGCGACUGGGUACAGCAUUCUGAACUGUACCAUGAUGAUGAUCUUGUUCAACAACCUGUUGGACAGGUUGAUCUCUAUCUCUCUGACUUGGUCAGUUUGGCUGGUGUACCAACAGCGUUUUGUCGCCCCUCGACUGUUGAGUUGGCUGCUGGGGUCACAAGGAAUCCCACGAUCACCAUAACGUUCGAACGACUUCGGGCUAUCUUCCGCAAAGCUCGCCAUUUACACAACCCAACCAAAUUCACAACGGAGGCUACUGAUCAAGAGCAAAACCCGUAUGAGGAGGCCGAGAGGCGUGUGGCCGAGGCGCGUUCUGAAGCACGCAUCGAGAUGGAACGGCUUGUGGCUGAGGAGCGCAGCGAGGCCGAGAGGCGUGUGGCUGAGGAGCGCAGCGAGGCCGAGAGGCGUGUGGCUGAGGAGCGCAGCGAGGCCGAGAGGCGUGUGGCCGAGACGCGUUCUGUAGCACGCAUCGAGAUGGAGCGGCGUGUGGCCGAGGCGCGUUCUGAAGCACGCAUCGAGAUCGAGCGGCUCAUGGCCGAAGGCCGAUUGGGGGCUAAGUAG
Molecule: messenger RNA, 1176 nt
Organism: Podospora anserina S mat+
Lineage: Eukaryota; Fungi; Ascomycota; Sordariomycetes; Sordariales; Podosporaceae
Source: the annotation of a RefSeq genome assembly